Paralichthys olivaceus (Japanese flounder) is the source of this 5291-nucleotide messenger RNA. Lineage: Eukaryota; Metazoa; Chordata; Actinopteri; Pleuronectiformes; Paralichthyidae. The record is from RefSeq and is a predicted model, not a curated record.
UCGUGCUCUCUGUGAUGUGACUGAGGUGGGAAACAUCCACACUCUCUGAUGAACUGAACCACUCUGUGUUUUCAUCCUCUCCAUUAAAAACAAUCAGAAGCGAACAGGCACCACCGACGUGAUCCUGCCCGCACACAUCACGCACGGUUGUCUGGAUGGAAUGUGACGCCACGGCUCCGUGCGUGAAGUCUCGCGGAGUAAAACCACCGGCCAUUUUUCUCCGUGUACAGCAGCAGGACACUUUGUGCCUCAGUGAGCCCGACGACCACUUUUCUGGUUGAGCCUCCAAGUUUUGGCAAGUUUCAUUUUGUCCUCCGAGCCUCCAAAGCGACGACGGACGGGACGCGGGCCAUGUUUGCGUGUAGCCCCGCAAAGUUUCUUCGCUGACAUCCCUGUCCGGAUAGAUGCUCGUCUAAACUGUCGCCCAAAUGGAGAUGGUGCCCAGCGAGGAGAACCAGUUCGUAUCCAAAGAGGGUGUUUUUUGGAGUUGCAGACAAAGUAUUUUUGAUGAGAUGAAGAAAAAGAUUUCUCAGAUCCAAAAUGCAGCUGAGGAGCCCAGAGUGUUGUGUAUCAUCCAGGACACAACCUGUGCAAAGACAGUCAAUGAGAGGCUGACCCUAAACCUGCCGGCUUCCACCGCCCUCUCCACUUUUUAUAAAGAUGUUGCCCAAAAAGCCGGAUAUGUCAAUGGCACAUUUGAUCUUGUUUGGGGAAAUACAUUGGACAUGAAACCUCUAGACCACAACAGUGAGAUGUCCCUCUCAGAAUCUGGGUUUGAGCCUGGUGGUAAGAGGAAUUUUCUCCAGCUUACAGACAAAGAAGGAGAGCAGCCCAAGAUUGCAUCGGAUGAGUCAGGAGCAGCAGACAGCAGUGGACUGGAUGAUAGCUCACAGGAGCGGUUUAUUGGGCCCCUACCAAGAGACGCCACUGCAGGCUGCAGUGGUGACUACAGCAGUCCAUCUUACUCCUACUCAUCCAUCCUCAACAAAUCUGAGACGGGUUACGUGGGCUUGGUUAACCAAGCAAUGACCUGCUAUUUGAACAGUCUUCUACAAACACUGUUCAUGACCCCAGAGUUCAGAAAUGCACUCUACAACUGGGAGUUUGAGGAGUCGGAGGAGGAUCCAGUCACAAGUAUCCCCUACCAGCUGCAAAGACUAUUUGUCCUGCUGCAGACAAGUAAGAAACGGGCGAUUGAGACCACUGAUGUGACCCGGAGCUUUGGUUGGGACAGCAGCGAGGCUUGGCAGCAGCAUGACAUCCAGGAGCUGUGCAGGGUCAUGUUUGAUGCCCUGGAACAAAAGUGGAAGCAGACAGAGCAGGCUGACCUGAUCAACCAGCUCUACCAGGGGAAGCUGAAGGAUUAUGUCCGUUGUCUGGAGUGUGGCUAUGAGAGCUGGAGGAUUGACACUUACCUGGACAUCCCUCUUGUGAUCAGACCCUUCGGAGUCAGCCAGGCCUAUGGCAGUGUGGAGGAGGCUUUGCAGGCAUUCAUCCAACCAGAAACCCUGGAUGGGCCCAACCAGUACUUCUGUGAACGUUGCAAAAAGAAAUGCGACGCCCGAAAGGGUCUAAGAUUUCUGCACUUCCCCUACCUGCUGACGCUGCAGCUGAAACGGUUUGAUUUCGACUACACCACUAUGCAUCGCAUCAAGCUGAAUGACCGCAUGACUUUCCCAGAGGAACUUGACAUGAGCCCAUUCAUUGAUGUGGAAGACGAGAAGUCGCCUCAGACUGAGAGCUGCACUGACAGUGGAGCGGAGAAUGAAGGCAGUUGCCACAGCGACCAGAUGAGCAAUGAUUUUUCCACUGAUGACUGUGUGGAUGAGGGCAUCUGCUUGGACAGCACCGGCAGCACAGAGAGGGUGCUGAAGCCAAAGAGUUUGCUGACCUUUGAGCUGUUCUCCGUCAUGGUCCAUUCUGGAAGUGCUGCUGGUGGCCAUUACUAUGCCUGCAUCAAAUCCUUCAGCGAUGGCCAGUGGUACAGUUUCAACGAUCAGCACGUUAGCAAGAUCACCCAGGAUGAUAUAAGAAAGACACAUGGGGGGUCGUCAGGGAACAGAGGCUAUUAUUCUAGUGCCUUUGCAAGCUCUACAAAUGCAUAUAUGCUGAUCUAUAGACUGAAAGAUCCCUCAAGGAAUGCAAAGUAUUUAUCUGUGGAAGACUUCCCAGAGCACAUAACGAGUUUGGUUCAGAAGGAGAAAGAGUCUGAAGAGCAGGAAAAGAGACAGAGGGAGAUAGAGCGCAAUACCUGCAAGAUCAAGCUGUUCUGUAUGCAUCCUGUUAAGCUGAUGAUGGAGAGCAAGCUGGAAGUUCACAAGGACAAAACACUCAGAGAAGCAACAGAGAUGGCCUACAAGCUGAUGGAGCUGGAGGGGGUCGUCGCUCUUGACUGUUGUCGCUUGGUCAAGUAUGACGAGUUCCACGAGUACCUGGAGCGCUCUUAUGAGGGGGAGGAGGACACACUGAUGGGUCUCCUGUUGGGAGGAGUCAAGUCCUCGUACAUGUUCGACUUGCUGCUGGAGACCCGCCGGCCUGAGCAAGUGUUCCAGCCUUACAAACCUGGAGAGGUGAUGGUGAAGGUUCAUGUUGUGGAUCUGAAGAGUGAGACCAUUGCCUCCUCAAUCAGCGUUCGGGCUUACUUGAACCAGACAAUCACUGAAUUCAAACAGCUUAUUGCACAGGCUACAGGGCUAUCAGCAGAAACCAUGCGUGUGGUCCUUGAGCGCUGCUACAACGACCUCCGUCUCCUCUAUGUUCCAAACAAGACCUUGAAAGCUGAGGGAUUCUUCAGGAGUAACAAGGUUUUCAUAGAGAGCUCGGAGUCGACGGAUCAUCAGGUUGCUUUCACUGACUCAGUCUUGUGGAAACUGUUGGAUCGUCACGGGAACACGAUCCGACUCCUGGUCUUACUGCCUGAGCAGUCGCCUGGCACCUUGGCCAACAGAACUCUUUGCCAAAAAGUGGGAGAUGACUCUGAUGUGCCCUUCGAUGGGUCCAAUGGUAACAGGAAGUCUGUCGAGGCUAUACUAGAGGAGAGCACAGAAAAGUUAAAGAAUCUGUCUCUGCAGCAGCAGCAGCAGCAGCAGCAGCAGCAGCAGCAGGGCUCCAGCAACAGUGACAGCCAGAAAAGCUCUGAUGCCAGCGACUUUGAACAUAUCGAGUCUCCGACCCAAGAGGCUGACUCAAACUCCUCACUGUGCGUCGCUGCAGACAACAGAGAGUUGGAGAACCGGAUUAGGGCCACAGCUGGCUGCAGCGGUGGUGCCUCCUCUGACCCCUGUGAGGAGCGCUCAGACUCUGAGGUGAACAAUGACCGCAGCACCAGCUCAGUGGACAGCGACAUUCUCAGCUCCAGCCACAGCAGUGACACUCUGUGUAAUGCAGACAGCGGGCCCUUACAAUUGGCCAAUGGCCUGGACUCGCACAGCAUCACGAGUAGCCGGCGCUCCAAAGCUCAUGAGGGCAAAAAAGAGACGUGGGACACUGCUGAAGAAGACUCUGGGACCGAUAGCGAGUAUGACGACAACGGGAAGAGCAAGGCGGAGGCUCAUUACCUUUACUUCAGAGCAGAACCUUGUUCUCAGGAUGACUCCUCGUGGGAUUCACAAAAAUGUUUAGUAGUUCACGUGGACAAGAGAAUAACAUUAGCAGCGUUUAAACAGAAUCUGGAGCCCUACGUCGGAGUGACGUCGACGCAGUUCAAGGUGUUCCGGGUGUACGCCAACAACCAGGAGUUUGAGAGUGUCCGGCUAAACGAAACGCUGUCAUCCUUCUCUGAUGAUAAUAAGGAGGGAUUCAUUUGUUGGGAUAGCACUGAGGAGCCUAUGGAGCUGUCGGAGGAUGAGCGCAACGAGCUGAUGAAGAAGGAGAGCAGCCGUCUGCUGAAGACCGGUCACCGUGUCAGCUACUCGCCACGCAAGGAGAAAGCCCUCAAGAUCUACAUAGAUGGAGGCCCUGCCAAAGACCCGGGGCAGGACUGAGGUGCAGAGAACCGCUCCUGGUUACUUACAUCUGGCUGCUGUAGCAUAGCAACCAGGCUUUGGGUGUCAGUCAUAGCGUCGGGCCUGGUAGUGAACAUCAAGCAGCGCUGCGAGACGUGCUCUCAGCCUCCACCCGCAGCCCCCGGACUGGCUCAGAAACCUUAUUGUGCACUAUAGUGUAUUGUACUGUAAAGUUUAAAGGGAAGUACAUCAGCUAUUCGACACAGAAGAAUCAAAUACUGUACAGAAAAAUCAGGUGCAGGGAUGGGUGCGGAGACGUUAGAACUGUGAACAUGGGCUGGAAGUCACGCAUCCAAUUUGAUUGCCCUGUUUUUACAUCUUCAUCUGUCUCCUUCACUCUCUCCACCGUCACUCCACGUCUUCCUGUUUCGGACAUAAUGUUGAUUCCGAUUAGUCUGUUACCAUCUUGUAAGUCCAACUGCUCACACCUUUUGCUCCAGCAGAGAAAUCAUUCUUCUCCUCCAUUGUUCACCUUACUGAUCAAGACACACAACCAUGAACUACUUAUCAAGCCUCCCCAGUCUUACUUCCUCUGGUCGAGUCAAACCUCAACCUCAGUGACUCUACAACCAGCUGAGGUGUCAUUUAUCCACAAGAUUUGAUGAAUAGAAAAAAGCAACAAUUAAUAAUUUUGUAAACUGGAGGUUGUUUCUGAAUCUCCCAUGAUGCAAGAGUCAUGUGUCGUUUCUUUGGUUCUUACUGCUGCUCAUUGUGCAUUAUAGGAACUUUGCCACUGUUGCAUCACUUCCACUAGAUUAAAUAAGACAUUGGCUUAUUGAUCCUUAACCUCAAAGUACAAUGAAUCAAGUCAACCAUGUAAAGAUAAUCCUUGUUUUGUUUUUGUUUGUUGUAAAUUAUUAUUUUUGCUCCAGACUUGAUUAUUCAAUUAGGUCUCAUGAGGCACCAGGUACACAUCUGUUGUCUGUAUUAACCUUUAAUUUAGAAAGUGGAUUUGUUUGUUUUGGUUUUUUUUGCACCAUAUGAACUGGGUGUACAUCUCGUGUCAUCUACAUGUGUGUGUGUGUAUGUGUGGUGUUGUACCGAGGGGUGGGAGCUCUCUGGGCUUGAUAGACUGACACCAGAGGGUGGAGGAAGCCCGCUGGACCCCUCAGUCCACCCAGGGGACUGCUCCUGGGACUGAAGCUCAGCAUCGCGGCUCGUCUGGGCGGCUGAUGCUGUCACCAGCUAUUCACUGUAGAAAUGCCAAUAUCUGAAGACAUUUUUUUGAUGUUUAUUUCUUUUGAGAUUUAAAUUGUGUGAAAAUAGUUUAAAAUGAUUUUAGAGUUA